CAUGGCGGCACAAUCGGCUAUGUAAUGAAUGAAUUUUUAUAUAAAUAGGUGAAUGAUGUCUCUUAAUGAGAUGACAUUGAGGCCUCAGCCUCGUUUAGAUUUAAAAUGGCUUAGAAUAGACCUGCAGUCUUUAUUUAAUUGCCAAGAUAGUUUAAUAAAUUGUUGGAAUGGCCUUAUAACCGAUGGAGAGCUUACUGGAAACUUUUCAGUGGGUUUGAUUAAUAGUGCAGGUGUUACAGCCAAACAGGGAGAAUUUGGCAAAUAUUACUGUGGACAAAGGGUAUUAACUUGUACCUGUUGUGAUGGAAUUUGUGGGCCCGAUAGUGGCUGUAAUUGUCAACCUUGCCAAAAACUUGAUGCAGAGGAAGCCUCUAAAAGAGUUCAAGAAAAUAUUCCAUUGCCCUCAAUGGAAAACCUACUAAAUAGAUGGGCAUGGGGUCCUCAACCAAGUGUGGAGAACCUUCAUAAUUGUUUGUUAAGUUUGAGUAACGAACAAAAAAACUUAUGUUCAGAUGCAGCAAAUUUGACAUUGUCAUCGAAACGACUCUCCUAUCGACUUUUAAUUUUCAAGAGAUAUUUUAUAGCUUUAAAUCGAAAUCCACAUUCUGUUGAUUAUGAUCAUGGACUAUUAAUUCAUAGAAGCAAUUUAGAAAAUAUUGAAGAAAAAUGGAAGGUUCUUAAUUCAGAAUCAGUUCAACCUCCUCUGGAUCCAGCCAUGAGCUUGGCAAGGGUUGGAUCCAGAGCAGCCUUGAACUUUUCUUUUGCUUUUUUAAGAAGGGCUUGGAGAUUAGGAGAAGAUAUAGACUUAUGUAGUGAGUUAUUGACUGAAUCUUUGGAAGCCUUGCAAAUGCUGCCUGUUGCCACUUUGUUUGAUCAAAAAAAUGUUUUUCCAGUAUGGAUGGAAGUAGUAGAUAGGUCAACAAAAUUUUUAAAACAAAUUAUUACUGGAGAUGUUAGUACUGGAAGACAGUAUUACAAUGUACCAAUUGAAGAUCAACACACCUCUCUUAAUUUAUUAUUGGAAUUUGCACUGCAAAAAGGAAAUUUAAGUAGCAUUUUAGAAAUUGUUCUAUUAUUAUUAAAUCUAUGGGAAAAACAAUCUAAUUUUGGUGACAAUAGGUCAAUCAUAGAUGAACCCUCAGCUCCUCUUUUACCAUUUAUAAAAAGAUUUUCCGAAAUUGAACCAGUAAAAUCACAUGUUUUUCCUAAGGAAGAAAUCGAGGAAGUUAAUUAUUGUACCAAAAUAUUUUUAGAUUUCAUGGAUUUGCCUGAGGUAGAUAGUAUGGAAAUAGAUCUUAAGCAAGCAGCUGUUUUUGUUAUGGCACACUUAGACAGAUUGGCAAUACCUCAUAUACCUCCUUUAUCUUUAACGAAGUCAAUUUCGUAUUACACUGGUCAGAGAGUAUGGGGAUGGGGUGGUCUUUCUUGGAUUAUGGGAUAUGGUCCACAAAAUUGCGAAUCUCUUUCUGAACUAACUGUACAACAAAUUUGUUGUUCAGAUAGAAAACUUUUAUUACUUACUAGAAGUGGAAAGGUGUAUUACAUGUACUAUACAUCAGAGACUCAAUGUCCACAAAUUGUGGAAGGAUUAAAAGAUAAAGAAGUGAUUAAAAUAUCUGCUCAUGCAGAGGGUAAACAUUUUAUGGCUUUAACUAAGAAUUUGGAGGUGUAUUCUUGGGGAUAUGGUGAUGGUGGCAGAUUAGGACAUGGAGAUAACACUUUUAAAGAAGAACCUACAUUAAUAGAAGCUUUGCAGAAUCUUGAUAUUAUUGAUAUCGCAUGUGGAGGCACAUACAGCGCGGCUAUAUCUCUCACCGGACGCCUGUACACAUGGGGACGCGGCAACUACGGUCGUCUCGGCCACGGAAAUUCCGAAGAUUGCACGGUGCCCACGCUGGUGAACGCCCUGUCCAACUACUUUGUGCGCAAGGUGGCGUGCGGGGCGGGCGAUGCGCACACCCUCUGCGUCACCGCUGACGGGAGGGUGUGGUCGUGGGGCGACGGCGACUACGGCAAGCUGGGCAGAGGCGGCUCGGACGGAUCCAAAGUGCCCCGGAUCAUUGAGAAAAUGCAAAAUGUCGAGAUUGAAGAGGUGUAUUGCGGCACGCACUUUAGCGUGGCGCUAAGCAAAGAAGGUCAUGUCUAUACUUGGGGAAAGGGUGAGGGCUGGAAACUGGGACAUGCAACAGAAGAGCACAUUCGAUUUCCAGAAAUCGUCGAAGCAAUACAAGACAAAACAAUAGUCUCAUUAAGCGUUGGUAUGACUCACGUUCUCGCAUUAACAGACAACGGUGAGAUAUACGGUUGGGGCAGUAACGAGAAAAAACAGAUCUGUGAUAGCAGUGAUACUUAUGUCAGGCAACCCAAACCGUUGGAGGCUCUUAAAGGCCAGAAGGCUGUAGCUGUGUGUUGCGGAAGAAAUCAAAGUUUUGCUUGGAGCGAUGUAAAUUCCUAUACGCCGAAAGUUUCUGCCCCUUUCGUUAUUGAUCUCACGGAAAAUACAUUCAAGUACAUUGAUCAAAUUUUGGAAAAAGUCAUAACUGCAAAUCCUUCCACUCAAGACAAGGAAUGUCUUGCUAUAUCAGCUUUAAAUUUACUUCAUUUACAGUUACACAGUAUUAUUAUGAACAACAUUGAUCCAAAAUCCCUGGGUCUGACUCCCAACGGAAAACUUCUGGGAAACAUUAAAAUGCACGUCGUUCAUUUAGCGAGCGCAGUCAAUAUUUUAACCACAAUCCAGGAGGCGGCGCAGGCAGCCCUUCAAGCCGGUUGGUCGGUUUUGCUGCCGACCGCCAACGGAAGGGCGCGAACUCUUAGCUCUUUACUUUUAAAUACAGAUGUUGAACCAAAAAUGUGCCGCUCCGGUCAUCGGUUCAUGACCGAUUUACUGGUGUGGAGUUUAAUGGCCGACGGGGGACUCGAGACUGCCUUAGAUGAGGCCCUGGGGGUUGAUAUUUCUGAACUUGCCAAUUCCGAUGAAACAUUAGAUCAGUCACUAUCCACUCAUAUAACCAUUCCUUUACUUUAUCUUGUCCGGCAAUUAGUGAGAAACAGCAGUAAUUUAACUCAAUCAUCGCUAAAAGAAUUCUCCGCUUCGGGUAAACUGCCGCAAAAGAACCAAGGCGUGUCGCCAAGUUUGAAAUUGUUGAAAAGAUUUCAGCGAUUGCUAAUCGGUAAAAUUUAUCAAAAAAAUCAGGAAACGCAUGAUGCUGCCGAAACUUUACUGGUAAAAUAUCUUGAAUGUUUUACUAGUCACAUCUGCACUACCUUAAAUAUGGCACACGAUGUCGCUCUAACAACUCCAAAAAAUUUCUUAUCGGUUAUGCAUAUCAUAAAGUAUGAUAUUAUAGGACUGCUUUUACCAGAACUAAUAGUAAGUUUGAUCCUUCUGGAGCAAGAAGUUUCAAUAUUUCUAAGUUCGAUCGAUUGGAUUCACGUUUUCGAUGAACUAAUGAAAUCCAUCGACAAACUUUGCAGACUGUCGCCGGACGUCGAACAUUUCGACGCCGACGAUAUCGCCUGGCCCGGGAUAACUCAAACGGGGGCCCAAACUUUCCCGCACAAAAUCCACGAAGAGCUGCCGUUAAUUCGGAAAGCCGACAUAGACAACCACAACUUGGACGGCGGAUUGUGGCUCAUAAUCAACAACAGGGUGUACGACGUGCAGGAUUUUCGUUGCGAAAACGCCGCUUUGCAGGAAACGCUACAGAAAUAUGCGGGCAAAGAUGCCACUCACAUUUUUAACAGCUCCUCUCAACACCACGGCGUACUUUUGCAAAUGGAGAACUACGUCGUGGGAAAUUAUUGUCAGCCUGAAACCGAGGCGUUGCCAGUUAAUUUGGACUCGAUGUGCGUUUGCGGUACGCUCUUGGAUGCUGAAAGGAAUUUGGGAUAUUUAUUGGGUUUGCAUGCUCACAAUUUGAGACAAAGUUUACCGCUGCAACCUGAAGAAAUAGAGUCUAGUCAGUGGUUAAAAGCCCAAUUUUUAACAGGAGGAUUACAGAUUGUUCAACCUCCUAAUCCAUAUGAAGAAGAAAAAGGAGAAUCUCGAAGCACAAACUCAACAGCCGAAAACACUCCAACUGAGGCAAGAGCCAACAUUUCCCAAAAGGUAUUAAAGAACAGCCAAACCCCGAUGGACCGAAUAAAUGGUUUUAUUAAUGCUUUAGCAGAAAGUCGACUAUCGGAUUCUUAUGUUAUAGCGUUUUUGGCUAUAGUAGAGCAGCAUUCAAAGCAAAAUAACUAUUUGCAAAGGGUGGAUUUUUCAUUUGAACAUCCCAUAGAAGAGAUUGGUAGAGUUCUGUGCGCCGUUUUGUUGAAGCAUUUAGGACUGGGCUAUGUUUUAUUACCAAUUUUAGAUGCAUAUAACAGUCAACCAAACUUAAAAAUACCAAAAGCGAUUUCGGAAAUGUUAAAAUUGGUUCACACUGCCAAGUGGAAUCUUAUAAAAACACGACAAGAGGUAAACAAAAGUUACAAAGAAAUAUGCAUACCUCUCCUAGAAAAAUGUCGAUUUCUAUUGUACGAAGUCAAACCAGCCAUAAGCACUGAGACGGAAGCUUUCAAAAAAGUAAAUGUGUUGUACAAGGAACCAAGAGUCAGAACUCUGGUCAGAAAGGUAAUUAAGGAUCUAAAAUGCGGCAGACACACUUCUGAAAUUCAAAAACCAGAGGACAUAGUUAACGCGACGAUACAAUCACAAAGCAUUGAGAAACAUAAAUCCAUGGAGGACAUUAGCAAGUCCACAAUGAAGAAGACGUCGUCCGAUGGAAAAAUUUCGGAAUCGAAAAGCGAAACCGACGACGUGAACAACGAAAUUAAGAACGGAGCCCAAAAGGCUGCCGUAGAAAGCCGAGCGAUGUCGGAAUCGUUAAACAAUUCCUCGAACACUUCGAAACCUGACCAAAGAAUCACAAGAAAUAGCACGACUGACUUUAAGACUGAGCUGGAUGAGAAAUGGACUGUUAAAAACGUGGAAAGUCUGCCGAUUAUCGAGCAGGUUGAAGAUAAAGAGAAAAAAAUUGAAUCACAAAUUGCUUUAAAUAAUAUAAUCUGCAAGUUAAAUGAGAAGAAGAUGAAAAAAGUUUGCAGCGAAAAUAUAGGACUAAUGAAUUCCAUAAGGGAUUUUGUAUUACAUGCUACCUGCGAUGUGGAAAUAUUAAGAAAAAUAAUGUAUUAUCAAGUAAAACGUUGUAAACUAAGAAAACAAGGGUUGGACAUGAUUAAACACCUUUUAAAUUCCAAUUUUAUUCUAAAUUCCGUGAGAUAUUCCAUAAUAAACGGCUAUUUGGGAUUAGAUAAGGCCGACGAGUACAUGUGUCACUGUUUAGAUGAAGUAAAGCUUGUAACUCCGUUUUUGAAGACUGAAUUGCUUUUUUCCCAACUUGGCAUUACUGAAUGGUGUAUCGAUACUUUACGCCAGUACAUACUAAGAGACAUUCCAAGCAAAAGCGGCAAAACCAAGGGUACCAAUGCUAAGGUAAAUUUAAAUUUGGGAACGUACACACUUUUAAGGGAUAUACCUAGGGCCAGAAUGCUUUUGGCCAUUAUAGGUAUCCUUUCAUCGAAUAUGCGUUACAACGCGAUGGAGUUAAGCCCGUUGGUAAACAGCGGCGUAAUCAGUUCGGUUUUGGCAUUGCUGAAACAAGCCGGUUGCGAUCAAAGUAUCGUUCGUAAGGUUUCGGAAUUUUAUGUUCUAUACGCCGAUAUGAUCGAAAACAACAAACCCAGAUUUGCUUUCGUAACCGGUCCAGAACUUGCCAGUUUAAUGAAGUUAGGUACCAGGGUUGUUAGAGGUGCGGACUGGAAAUGGGGAGAUCAGGACGGGAAUCCCCCAGGUGAAGGUAGAGUUAUCGGAGAACUGGGAGAUGACGGAUGGGUUCGUGUAGAAUGGACCAAUGGUACCACUAAUAGUUAUAGGAUGGGCAUUGAAGGUAAAUACGAUUUGACACUAGCAUCUCCGCCCUCCCCUGUAACCUCAGACACUGAAACCGAAGAAACAAGUGAUCAUGCUUCUCAACUAAUAAAAGACAAUCAAUUGAUCAAACUCUUACGAAACUCAAGUAUUAAUUUCCUUCGAAUACUCGCUAUAAGUGCAGGUGUCUCCAAAGGCAAUCUUCAUCAAACGACCGUACAUGGUAUAAGUAGUCUUUUUUGUUCAACUUUGACCUUUGGUAAUUCAGAAUGGUGCAAUUUAACUUUAGUCAGAAGCAUCGCUCAGAAUCAGCAGCUUUGCUUGGCUUUUAGUACCAAACCGUGGAUUAACAUGCUGUUAGAAUUCCUAUCGGUUAAUUCUCCAUCCAGCGGCAAUGAAGUGAAUCUACCAAAACAAAUUUUGACUGUGCGUCUCUUACAAACCGUACUUCAUAUGUGGGAUAUGGACAACUCCGAAAUUCCAAACAUUCUAGAAAAACUCCUAACCAUUUUAGGGAAAAUAAUACUUACUUGUUCUUACGAUACCGGCAACAAACCACUAUCUACCGCAAAAUCUCUUGUACUGUUAACUCAGUCCCACAGCAGCACAUUGGCCCAAGAGAUCAUUAGUCUUUUGAGGCACCUACACGGUCUUGUUGGAUGGAAUCAAUAUUUAAACGCGAUGCUUGUGCAAAAACUUAGUAUUGCCACUUACUUUUUAAGUGACGCGUGUCUUGUAAAUAUGAUGAACGACAGUUUAACGCCCGAUCAACAACACUACAUGGUUCUUGCUUGUCUCAAUAUUAUUGGUGCUUGGGAUGACAGACCAAGAACUGGAGCAAUUGCUGAAGUGGAAAGUCUUCAAGGAACAGUAAUAAGAGUUACUCCUAAAGGGAAAUUAUGCUUGCAAAUCCACGAAACCGGAGAACUUAAGAAAGUCCCACUAAACGGCAUAAAGCUAAUACCUCCGGUCGAAUUUAAUUUUGAUCGGAUGCUACUGGGCGAUAAUUUUGUCAAAACUUGGGCUAACUUAUUAUUAAUUCGACAAAGUCCCUUCAAUAAUCACGAUAGAAAAUCGUUCCAUGGACAAGUUAAUGCUGGCUAUUUGAGAACGCAACAAAACAUUCUUGGCGCGUUAAACGCUACCAGAAUAUUACAUACUAAUCAGUACAAACUGAGAAAGAUUCUCAGACAACCUUUUAAUGGAAUGGAUCAAUCGCAAGAGCAUCAAUCGAUCGAAGAAGAGCUCAACCAACAACCGGUUAUGUUGGUACAAAAAUUGUUAAGCAAAGCCACCCAGCCCAGCCCCCUUAAACCCGGAUUCACGUUGCAAGAAAUGCAACUGGCAGCGUUAAACCUUAGUCAGUAUCUUGCUUCCGAAGGCAACUUUGAAACGCCAACUACGAUCACAAACGAAAAACCCAACCAGGCCAGAUCAAGCACAAGCAGAUGUGCACCCAGCGAGGUUGUCACGCCGAACAGCGAAUGCUCGUUGAAAAGCGUGGUCGACGAAAAGGUGAAAAAGCAAAGCGAACUUGACGAGGAUAUUUCCACGCAUCCCAUAGUCACUCAGAUCGUCGAGAUGGGCUUCACGAAACGCGCCGUUGAGAACGCCAUGAAGUCCCUAGCCAUCGGACCCGAGUCCCUUGUAACUCCGGAAACCAUCGUCGGCUGGUUAUUGGAACAUCCGGAUUAUGUGGCCGACGACAGCGAUUCUGUUAGUUCUGCGUACGACAGUGAUUCCGAGUCGUUAUCAUACGAUAAUGCCAUGAACGCCCAGGCUCUAGCCCCAUACGCCGACGAUCCAAAUAAUUCCAGACCGCAAACAUACUGCAGACGAUCUCAAUUUUUAUCCAACGACGAAUACGCAAUGUAUGUGCGUGACAACGUAGAAGUUGGAAUGCUGGUGCGUUGCUGCAAAAGUUACGAAGAAGUUCAAUUGGGCGACAUAGGAAAAGUAAAUAAAAUAGACAGAGAGGGACUACAUGAUUUAAACUUACAGAUAAAUUGGCAACAUAAAGUGAGCACAUACUGGGUGCGGUUCAUACACGUGGAACUAUUAGGUUUCCCACCUUCUCUUCCGACUCCGUCCACCAUAAAGGUGGGUGACAAAGUGAGAGUGAAACCGAACAUAACAACUCCAAGAUACAAAUGGGGCUACGUGACCCACGACAGUAUUGGCAUCGUGACAGGCAUCUCUCCAAACGGUCACGAUUUAACGGUCGAUUUUCCCAAACAACAAAACUGGACUGGGUUCCUUUCCGAAAUGGAGAUAGUUCCUUCUUGUCAUGAUGGCGUCGGUUGCGGUGGAUGCGGCGUUAACCCCAUAAGAGGACCGAGAUUUAAGUGUAAAGUUUGCGAGAGCUACGACCACUGCGAAAAUUGCUUUUACACCAGAAAAGUUCACAGACAUGCAUUUAACAGAAUUAAUGAACCAGGUUCUCCUGAGAUAUACGCUGGUAAACCCGGUCGGUACUAUAGACACGACACUUUAGAUACGGAAGGAGAACUAAUAAGCGAAUGGGGUCGAUGCGUUAAAAAUGUUACCGUAUCAUCGCAACAUGCUGCUAGAUUUGAAAUUCCUGGGUCGUUGUGGCAAAGUUUAGGAACUCAAGGAAAACAUUGGAUUCGACUGGAAAUUUCUUCAGAUGUUAUAAUAAAAAAUCUACGAAUGGGUGUAGAUCCAGCCGAUAACAGCUACACGCCUUCUCUAAUUAUUGUGAACGGUGGAAACUCGGUAAAGUCUCUUCAAGAAUUGAGCGUCAUUAAUGUGAAAUCCCAAGAUACAUCUGUCAAUUUAUUAUCCAAUCUGGACAAAUAUUAUCCCGUCAUUGAAAUAAAUAUUGUUAAAUGUAGAAAUAGUGGCAUUGAUUGUAAAGUACAUGGCAUGUCCAUAUUGGGCAUAAAAAAACAUUCGUUCGGGGAAUUAAAAACAUCGGUUUCCUUUCUGGCUAACGAUUGGGAUUUAAAUCAGGACCAUAACAUGGGCCCCUGUUUGGUAUCAAUGUCCCAAGACCUAAACGAUGAUUAUUCGUCAACACCAUCUAGCAGCUGCAGAGUAUUCGUCUGGGGUCUAAACGACAAAGAUCAGCUUGGGGGUAUGAAAGGCUCCAAAGUUAAACUUCCUGUGCACUCUGACUUUCUAAGCCAUUUAAGACCAAUACAUAUCGCAGGCGGAUCUAAGUCAUUGUUUAUAGUUUCACAAGAAGGAAAGCUGUUUGCUUGUGGCGAAGGUACAAAUGGUCGCUUAGGUUUGGGUCACAACAAUAACGUACCCGCACCAAGACUUAUACCAUUUUUAAGUCAAUACGUCAUCAAAAAAGUUGCCGUACAUUCGGGUGGUAAACACGCGAUGGCGCUUACGUUGGACGGGAAGGUGUUCUCAUGGGGAGAAGGCGAAGAUGGUAAGUUAGGUCACGGCAACAGACUGAACUUGGAUAAACCAAAAAUGGUGGAGACGUUGAGAAGCAAAAAAAUCCGGGACAUUGCGUGUGGGAGUUCGCAUUCUGCAGCCAUCACUAGCAGCGGGGAACUGUACACGUGGGGAUUGGGCGAGUAUGGUCGUUUGGGACACGGCGACAUCGUCACACAACUAAAACCCAAACAGGUUAAAGCUUUAAUUGGGCAUCGCAUUGUUCAAGUCGCUUGCGGAAGUCGCGAUGCUCAAACGUUGGCGUUAUCAGACGACGGAAUGGUGUUUUCUUGGGGCGACGGUGAUUUCGGAAAACUCGGUCGGGGCGGAUCGGAAGGCUGCACAACUCCGAACAACGUCGAAAGAUUAAACAACCUGGGAGUGAUACAGAUUGAAUGUGGCGCUCAGUUUUCUUUGGCUCUCACCAAGGCCGGUGAAGUUUGGACCUGGGGAAAAGGGGACUACUUUAGACUUGGACAUGGGUCAGAUCAACACGUUAGAAAACCGACUGUAAUCGAAUCCUUGAAAGACAAAAAAGUUAUACAUGUGGCCGUGGGGGCUCUUCAUUGUUUGGCGGUGACUGACACAGGACAAGUGUUUGCAUGGGGCGAUAAUGAUCAUGGCCAACAAGGAAAUGGCACAACCUUGGUAAACAGAAAACCUGCAUUGGUUCAUGGCUUAGAAGAUGUGCAUGUAAAUAGGGUUGCCUGUGGAAGUUCACAUUCUAUAGCUUGGACCCUGCAUGACACUCAAACUGUGUCGAAAAUCGAACCAGUAAUAUUUCCGGUGGCCAAAGAUCCUCUAGGGGCAUCGAUUUUGGGAUUGUAUGAUGGAGAAAAAGUCACCAACAGGAUGCCAAAUAAAAACGCACCGACAUUAAGCAGUAUUGUUAUGUCAUUGGAAAGCAAUACGGCAAAACAACAAGCUUUGCAGCAUAUUUUAAAUGCUAUGCAUAUUCAACAACUUCGGCAAGCUUUGGUUAAGGCACUUUGCAGCCACACAAACAUUAAAAAUAACAUAAGCAAGCCAACUGGUACACCUGAUACACCCAUUUCAACCCUGCCAAAUAAAGAUGUUGAAAUCGCUUUUGGAGGUGGUGAAGCUCCGGUUUCUCUUGCUGAAAUUGCAGGAAUAAACUCCCCCAACCCGACAUCCCCGGACACGGAAGAAAAUCCGAUGGCAUUAAUUCAAUCGAUGACUGCUAGUAGUUGUUCGGCUAGUAUGAGCUCAAAGCAUUCCCGAAUGUCCACUAGCGCCAUGUCAGUUAUUGCGGCCACCCUGACGUCGCACGCCGAAGUGAUAGGCGAAGGGGGAGUUUCCUUGCUUGACGAGUUUACAUCGCUUCUAAACGAAAAUGAUGCUAGAUUACUUGUGGACUUGUUGAAACUAGCCGUUGCAGAUAGAAUUGAAGACGACCAAGCGAAAGACAUUUUGUCUUCGGUAUUGAUAACCAUGGGCAGUUGCAAUAGUUCAAUUGGAGCAAUGCUCCUAGAACUGUGCGUCACGGAACUUGAAGACACUUCGAAUAGCACCCAAACCUUAUCAAGUAGCCCUCAUCCGGUCGUACAAGAAUCUAGUCACCCAUACAUCGACGAUAUAACUUUAAGAGGUCACGUGCGACUUCCCGGAGCCGACGCUCUCAGAGUCGAGUUCGAUCGAAGAUGCUCGACGGAACGGAGGCACGAUCCCCUACAAAUUACAGAUUCCUCGGGAAGAGUGGUGGCCACUAAAUCUGGCAGAGAGUGGACCGAUUGGUCGUCGGAACUGCGGAUUUCAGGCGACGAGCUGAGAUGGACCUUUCAAAGCGACAGUUCAGUCAACGGGUGGGGAUGGCGGUUUACGGUUUAUCCGGUGAUCACGAACCGCGGAAUCGGUGAAAUCGGUUCCGAUCGCGCCGUUUUGAGUCAACCAUCUAUGGACAUGGUUGUGUCUCUUUUAGAUCCUCGACUGUAUCCGGCAGCAGAUGCAGCACUCAUGUCGCGAUUGGCGGCAGCCUUGGCUUCAUGUUCACAACUAAGUUUCUUGUCUCCUGCGCAACGGAUGUGGGCUUUACAGAAGCUUCAUAGACUUCUGGUUGAAGACGAGGCCAAUGCGGAAGCGGUUACCCAGCAACUCCAGCAACUCAAAGCUCCCGACAGCGCGCUUGGUAGUUUGCUCGAAGAAUUACCACAAGCUCUCCUGAGACAAUAUGAAUACGAGGAUGGUUCCGUUCGAGCCGGUUUGCAUCUUAUGCAUUCCGACUUUUUCAAAGUGUUGGUGGCUUUGGCUGCUGAUUUGGAACUAGAUAAAAUGAUCAGUCUCGCAGACAACCACAAAUGGUCCUGGUUUAGACGUUACUGCCAUGCUGCAAGAGUUUCAAAAGCUCUUAUACACAGAACUCCACUUCCGAUGAGUUUUUGCGAGGAGGUCCGUAAAAAAUUAACAGACCACAUGGAAGAACGCACUGGCGAACAUCACGAUCACGAGAAACACACAAUUUUCAAGAAGGAACACGACGAGCAACUGCUUAUAUGGUUAAAUAGACGUCCGGAAGAUUGGACCUUGUCAUGGGGCGGAUCUGGAACAAUUUACGGUUGGGGGCACAAUCAUAGGGGCCAGCUUGGCGGCGUGGAAGGUGCCAAAGUAAAACAACCCUCUUCCUGUGAGGCGCUGUCUAGUCUGCGACCGAGCCAGUUGCUGGGCGGCGAACAGACCCUAUUUGCCGUCACUACGGACGGAAAGGUGUACGCAACUGGAUAUGGCGCUGGCGGCCGAUUAGGUAUCGGCGGUACCGAUUCCGUGUUGGUGCCGACCUUGCUCGAAUCGAUUCAACACGUGUUUGUGAAAAAGAUCGCCGUUAACUCGGGGGGAAAGCACUGUUUGGGUCUCUCGUCAGACAACGACGUCUACUCUUGGGGAGAAGGCGACGACGGCAAGUUGGGACACGGCAACAGAACGUCGUAUGAAAUUCCAAAAUUGGUCGAAUCUCUUCAGGGAUAUGAAAUAGUGGAUGUCGCUUGUGGAGGUGCUCAUUCGGCCGCAAUCACAAGCUCUGGGCAAUUGUAUACUUGGGGAAAAGGAAGAUACGGGCGUCUUGGACAUGGAGACAGCGAAGAUCAACUAAAACCAAAAUUGGUAGAGGCCUUACUGGGAAACAGGGUAAUUGAUGUGGCCUGUGGGUCUGGUGAUGCUCAAACGUUAUGUAUUACGGACGAUGAUAACGUGUGGUCGUGGGGCGAUGGAGAUUAUGGUAAAUUGGGUCGGGGUGGUUCGGAUGGAUGCAAAAUUCCAAUGAAAAUUGAAAGUUUGGCCGGAUUGGGUGUGAUAAAGGUUGAAUGCGGCUCUCAGUUUUCCGUUGCCCUCACUCGUUCUGGAAGCGUGUAUACUUGGGGCAAGGGAGAUUAUCACAGAUUGGGCCAUGGUAACGCCGAUCACAUAAGAAGGCCCAAAAAGGUGGCGGCUUUACAAGGGAAAAAAAUAAUAAGCAUAGCUACCGGUUCCUUGCAUUGUGUGGCUUGUUCGGAUGAAGGGGAAGUUUACACCUGGGGCGAUAAUGACGAGGGACAACUUGGCGAUGGAACCACUAAUGCCAUACAUAGACCUAGACUGGUCUCUUCAUUGCAAAGCAAAAAAAUAAGUAACGUUGCUUGCGGAUCGGCACAUACUCUUGCAUGGUCCACCAGUAACGCAGGAUCUCCGUGCGCACGCCUACCAACCAUAUCUCCAAUUGAAUACGACCUCCUCCAAGACAUACCUUCCUUGGUGUUACAUCAAAGAUUGGUUCUGUUGCAUCAUUUCGCCGAACUAAUAUGCCCGUGCAUAACGAUGUUCCCAAUUACUGGAAGAGACUCUCUUCACGAGCUCCGAAGCAUACUUGUUUACACAAUAAAAGAGGCAACGUUUAGGAAAGUUGUGCAAGCCACAAUGGUGAGAGAUAAGCAUCACGGGCCAAUAGUUGAACUGAACCGAAUUCAAGUGAAACGGUCGAGAUCUCGAGGCGGUUUAGCCGGAGUCGACGGCAUGAAAUCCGUCUUUGGACAGAUGGUGACCAAGUUGCCUUUGCUUACCUCGGAAACGUUGGCUCUGCCGCACCGGAUCUGGAAGGUGGAGUUUGUGGGCGAAAGCGUGGACGAUUGCGGCGGCGGAUACAGCGAAAGCAUAGCGGAAAUGUGCGACGAAUUGCAAAACGGAUCUUUGCCUUUGUUGAUUCCCACGCCGAACGGAAGAGACGAGGCCGGUGCUAAUAGAGACUGCUUCAUACUAAACCCCUCUUCCAAAACGUGUUUGCACUUGAACAUGUUCCGGUUCCUUGGCGUUUUGAUGGGGAUCGCGAUAAGAACUGGUUCGCCACUAAGUCUGAACCUUGCGGAACCCGUUUGGAAGCAGCUCGCUGGAAUCGAAUUGACGCCUGCGGAUUUAACUGAAAUCGAUAGGGACUAUGUUCCGGGAUUGUUAUGUAUCAGGGACAUGGGAGCAGAGGAACCGUUGUUCCAGAAUUUGGAGAUGCCAUUUUCCACACCAUCAUCAUGUGGACAGGAUGUACCAUUAAGCACUAAAUACAAAAGAAUUACCUAUGAAAACCGGCUGGAAUAUGUUAAAUUAGCUUUGAGUUUUAGACUUUCCGAAUUCGAUGAACAAGUUAAAGCUGUCAGAGAUGGGAUGUCCAGAGUCGUUCCAGUGCCCUUGUUGUCGCUGUUUAGCGGCUACGAAUUGGAAACCAUGGUUUGCGGUUCACCAGAUAUUCCCUUAACGCUUCUUAAGUCGGUGGCUACGUACAAAGGUGUUGACAGCAGCGCUUCCUUAAUUCAGUGGUUCUGGGAGGUCAUGGAGGAGUUCACCAAUCAGGAAAGGUCUUUGUUUUUACGGUUCGUAUGGGGCCGAACGAGACUACCAAGAACUAUAGCGGACUUUAGGGGGAGAGAUUUUGUCAUCCAAAUAUUGGACAAAUAUAAUCCACCUGAUCACUUCUUACCAGAAAGUUACACUUGCUUCUUUUUGCUUAAAAUGCCUCGAUAUUCUUGCAAACACGUUCUGCAACAAAAGUUAAAAUACGCUAUUCACUUCUGCAAGUCGAUAGAUAAGGAUGAGUAUGCCCGUGUUGCCAUGGCGGGCGAUUUGGCAGUCAGUUCCAGUUCAGAUGCAGAAAGCGACCCAGAGAUGGACAGCAGCAAUUAAUUUCAUUCCCGUCCAUUUUUUUCUUGUUAAUUCAAUGUCUUGAAUUAUAAUGACAAUGUAGGUCAUCCUCUGUAGUAAAAAUAUUCAUCAAUUUUUUAAAUUUCGAAUAUAUCAUUUUGCGCAAGAUUUUUUAUUUAUAUAAAGUUUGAUAUAUAAAAAUUGAUUAAACAUAUUUUGGAUACAUACUACAUUCCUUAAUAUACUGUCAAUUGAAAUAUUACCUGUUAAAUGUAACAAACUUAUAUAUGAAAACAUUAAUACUCAUACCAUCAUGUUUACUACUAUUAUUAUGCUUCUCAUUUUAGGAAUUAGAUAUCGUAAUUACAUUGACGAUAUCCUUAAUACAUUUUAUGUAUUAAUUCAGCAUUUAGUUUUCAAUUUUAUGUGAUAAAUGCUGCUGUACAAAAAGCUAGUGCACACUGGAUUUAACAAUUAUUCUCUUUAACCUAUUGAAUUUCGUUAUUUAAUGGGGUUAAGUUGUAUUUUACAAAAGUAUUUUGUUAAAGUAUACUUUAUAUUUUUCAUUGUAUCUAGUCAUAUAUUUAUUACAAUAAAUGGA
This is a messenger RNA of Brassicogethes aeneus, 15038 nucleotides long. The record is from the annotation of a GenBank genome assembly. NCBI's taxonomy places the organism in Eukaryota, Metazoa, Arthropoda, Insecta, Coleoptera, Nitidulidae.